Silurus meridionalis is the source of this 1418-nucleotide messenger RNA. RefSeq names its product patr class I histocompatibility antigen, CH28 alpha chain-like. The record is from RefSeq and is a predicted model, not a curated record. Lineage: Eukaryota; Metazoa; Chordata; Actinopteri; Siluriformes; Siluridae. Gene Ontology annotation, cellular component: external side of plasma membrane. The transcript is spliced from 8 exons. Gene Ontology annotation, biological process: immune response. The coding region runs from base 111 to 1211 and encodes 366 amino acids.
GACUGAACUCAGUAUUGACUCGAACUACUAAAAUAGAUAUACUUCUACCAGCAAUAAUGAUACUAAUAUAAGAAGAAUAAUUAGUUUUUAUUUCUAUAUAAAGUGUGUUUAUGGCGGUUCUGCUUUUCUUCAUCGCUUUUCUCCAUCUCUCCUCAGCAGAGCCACAUGUUCUGCAGUAUCUCAACACUGCAAUCACACCAGGACCAUGUUUCCCAGAGUUCACUGCUAUCAGUCUGUUUGAUGGAGACCAGUUUGUGUACUAUGACAGCAAGAUCAGGAAGAUGAUCCCAAAGACAAAUUGGAUCCAGAAGAUCAGUGCAGAUGAUCCACAUUACUGGGAGAGAGAGACUCAGAAACAUCUGCAUGAUCAGGAAACCUUAAACGUUUAUCUGAGUGAUGUGAUGAAGGACUCUAAACAGACUGAAGGAAUUCAUACACUACAGAGGAUGUACGGCUGUGAGAUUGAUGUUGACGGCACCACUAGAGGAUACGAUCAGUACGGCUAUGAUGGAGAAGAUUUCUUCAGUCUGGAUCUGAACACUGGAAGCUGGACUGCAGUUAAUGAUGAAGUUGAGAUCUUUAUAAACAGAUGGGAUCCUAUAAGAUCUAAGGCUAAAUACUGGAAGAACUUUCUGGAGACUGAGUGUAUCAACUGCAUAAAGAAGUUUGUGUCUUACAGCAGAGAGACUCUGGAGAGGAAAAUUCCUCCUGCAGCAUCUGUGUUCCAGAAAAACUCGUCUUCUCCAGAGGUGGUGUGUCAUGCUACAGGUUUCUUCCCCAAAGCACUGAAUAUUAAAUGGAAGAAGGACGGAGAGGACGUGUAUGAAGACGUGGAGCUCAGAGAGACGUUAACCAACCAGGAUGGAAGCUUCCAGAAGAGGAGCAUUCUGAAAGUCUCAGCUAAGGAGCUGCAGAAACACACCUACACCUGUGUGAUUGAGCACAGCAGCUUGGAGAAGGAGAUGGUGCUCGAAGUACCAGAAGAUGGAGGAUCAGAUGGAGGAUCAGAUGGAGGUUCAGGUGGAGGAUCAGAUGGAGGAUCAGAUGGAGGAUCAGAUGGAGGACAGAUUGGUAUUAUUGUUGGUGUGGUUGUGUCUCUCGUUGUUCUUGUUGCUGUUGUUGCUGGAAUUGUGGUCUGGAAGAAGAAAAACUCUGAUGAAAGGAGAAAAAGAGACGGGAUUCAGACUUGUUCUAUCCAGUGCCUCCUCUGAAGGAGGUUCCUUUUCCAUUAACUCCUAAAGUGUGAGAGUGUGUGUUCCUGCUGCAGUGAGAGAAAACUUCAACCUGCAGUCAGAAGAUAAUCCAUAAUACAACAGUGGAACUGAGGAGAUAUGAAUAGCAGGAUAUGGAUCAGAUGGGUGAUGAUGUCACUGCACACAGCCUGAGAUCAUCAACAUCCUCCUAAUCAAUUCUAAUGA